CGCAAGGACAAUAAUUGAAGAAAAUGAAGUAAGUGAUAAAGUGAAAUAGAUCUCUUUUCGAAAAGUUUUACGCAAGUUGGGAAAUAUAGGCUAAAUAAAAAAAUGUACAGUUAACAUUUUUUAAUGAUCCAUUUUUAAAGAUUCGUGUACGUUUUCGGUAUUUUUUUCCUUCAAGUUAUGAAUUCGUGUCGUGCUCGAAAGUGAAAAAAAGGCAUGGACGAAAGGCCAAACUUUAACGGGGCUAAAAAACGGUCUCGAAAUCGGGAACAGUGAAAAAUGUAGGUAAAGAACGAUAAAGCGACGUGGAAGAACGUGGAGUCCUGCGGACGUUAUUCUGGGGAAUCGCCGUGGUCCGGCGUAGCCUCUGAUCUCUUAUCAUAGUAUCGUUCUAGUACCAAGAUGCUGGACAUAUUUCGUGGUCUGAAGAGUCUCAUAAAAAUCUCGCACAUCCAUAUCGACAGCGCCGUCUUCCGCUUGCAUUACAGCCUGACUGUGAUCCUGCUGAUAGCGUUCUCCCUGAUUGUCACAACCCGUCAGUACGUCGGCAAUCCCAUCGAUUGUAUACAUAGCAAGGACCUGCCCGAAGAUGUUCUGAACACUUACUGCUGGAUACACAGCACUUACACGAUCACCGCGGCGUACCGAAAAAGAGAAGGUUUGGAGGUACCCUUUCCCGGCGUCGAUAAUUCCAAAUCGUAUUCCGAAACUGAGCGAAAGGAGUACAAAUACUAUCAGUGGGUCUGCUUCAUGCUGUUUCUGCAGGCGAUCCUCUUCUAUACCCCGCGCUGGCUUUGGAAGGGCUGGGAGGGUGGCAAGAUUCAUGCCCUUAUGAUGGAUCUCGACAUCGGGCUCUGCUCCGAGGUGGAGAAAAAGCAAAAGAAGAAAAUGCUGCUCGACUACCUCUGGGAGAACCUUCGCUUUCACAAUUGGUGGGCUUACAGGUACUACCUAUGCGAGGUCCUCGCGCUCCUAAAUGUGAUCGGUCAGAUGUUUCUGAUGAACCGUUUCUUCGAUGGCGCCUUUUUGACCUUUGGCAUCGACGUACUUAGAUUCCUCGAAUCCGAUCAAGAAGACCGAGUGGACCCGAUGAUUUAUGUCUUUCCACGAAUGACCAAAUGCACCUUUUACAAGUACGGCGUCAGCGGAGAAGUCGAGAGACAUGACGCCGUCUGUAUACUGCCUUUGAAUGUCGUGAACGAGAAGAUCUAUGUCUUUCUGUGGUUCUGGUUCCUUUUCCUCGGCGUGCUCAGUUUCUUUACGGUUUUAUAUAGGAUCCUAAUAAUAUUUUCGCCGCGCACGAGGGUCUACCUGUUGCGAAUGAGGUUUCGUUUGGUACGAAGGGAUGCUGUAGAGACCAUAGUGCGUCGCAGUAAGGUCGGUGAUUGGUUUCUUCUCUACAUGCUGGGCGAGAAUUUGGACACCGUGAUAUACAGAGACGUGAUGCACGAAUUGGCGAACAAGCUCGCCUCGAGGCAUCACCACGGAGUGAAGGGCGAGCUUCAAGAAGCCUGAUCGAGGUUGCCUCGGAGGGACGGUACGUUCGAUUCGCCGCUGCCGCAGUCCUGCCCUCGCUCAUCUGCAUCGCGCGGUCG
This is a messenger RNA of Acromyrmex echinatior (Panamanian leafcutter ant), 1592 nucleotides long. It is a transcript of the gene shakB, whose product is annotated as Innexin family member shaking B. The record is from RefSeq and is a predicted model, not a curated record. Gene Ontology annotation, molecular function: gap junction channel activity. Gene Ontology annotation, cellular component: gap junction; plasma membrane. NCBI's taxonomy places the organism in Eukaryota, Metazoa, Arthropoda, Insecta, Hymenoptera, Formicidae.